AUGCCCUACAUCAAGGUCCUGUCUUGGUCCAAGGCCAGCAAGGGCAGCAUGCUCAGCGUGAAGCGCGGCGAGGGCCCCCCCAUCUCUUUCAUGGGCUUCAGGGACAAGGAUGUGGAAGCGCUGCGCACCAUCACCAACAGGCAGAUAAAGGACGAGCCUCUGGCCGCCAGCGGCCACAACUGGGGGCGCCUGGCCGUGGACGGCGGCUCCAUGGUGUUCCGCGUGGGCGGCCGCCCCGCCUUCUCGGUGCCGCUGCCCGAGGUCAGCCAGGCGCAGCAGGUGCGGGAUGAGGUGAUGCUGGAGUUCCCCAUGGACGACACGUUGGUCCCGCGCCUGCAGGCUCGGGGCGCCAGCACCAUGAGGGCCACGCGCGCCUGCCUGCUGCUACUGGCGGCGCUGGCGCUAGCCACCGAGGCGGGCGUGCGAGCACAGGACUCGUGA
Messenger RNA from Chlorella variabilis, 441 nucleotides. RefSeq lists its product as hypothetical. The coding region runs from base 1 to 441 and encodes 146 amino acids. Gene Ontology annotation, molecular function: nucleosome binding; histone binding. Gene Ontology annotation, cellular component: FACT complex. The transcript has 4 exons. Lineage: Eukaryota; Viridiplantae; Chlorophyta; Trebouxiophyceae; Chlorellales; Chlorellaceae. The record is from RefSeq and is a predicted model, not a curated record.